Arabidopsis thaliana (thale cress) is the source of this 195-nucleotide messenger RNA. RefSeq lists its product as uncharacterized. The coding region runs from base 1 to 195 and encodes 64 amino acids. Lineage: Eukaryota; Viridiplantae; Streptophyta; Magnoliopsida; Brassicales; Brassicaceae. The record is from RefSeq and is marked reviewed. The transcript is spliced from 2 exons.
AUGGCUACGAUUCCACCUCAACAUGCUUUCAAAAGAUCUUUAAACCUCAAGAGAUUGACAAUAGGUGGUGCAGAAUUGUAUGUCUGCCCAGCAAAGAGCUGGCGUUUUGGGACAGCAAUAACAGCCUCCGUCGAAAACACCACCGCAAAUUUCAUGGACGCAUACAGACAUAUCGAUUUUGUUCGAUCUUUCUAA